ACAAGUCAGUUUUAUAUUUCUUUCCCCUGCAAAGUCUGGCAGUAGAGGUGGUUGGCUUAGUAAAUGGUAGUUUGUCACCAAGAUAUGCUGGCUGAACACAGAUGACAGCAUAGUAGCUAGCUGGCCAGUAUAUUACGCUCAAAAUGGCGCCAAAGUUUUCAGUUAAUCUAGCUAUUGCAGGUCACAGCGUAGUCCAUAUAGCAAGCAGUUCACGAUUCUGAUAUGUGCAUGUAAAUUAGGCCUAUUACGUUUUAAAAUUUUAUUUUUUUUGCUUUUGUUAUAACUAGUUUAAAUAUAUAAACAGUAUAGCCUAAAAUGCAAGCAAAGUAACAUCGGUUGGGAAGUAUAAGGUUGUGCUAUUUGGUAUAACUUCGCUACCUUAAAACUGAGUUCGAUUAGGAAGAAGAACACAAUAGCUCCAUCCAUUUCAACCAAAUCUGCAGUCCAAUGACUGCUACAUUUUUCAAAUCAAACUUCCUGCAGAAACGUUCGAUAAUCCGUUGUAUCAGCUCACAACAGACAACGUGCAGAGAAUGAAUGAACUGAAUUCAGCUGGAUUGGACUCUGAAGUGAAGGGCCAGCAACAUGAGGAGAAAUGCGACGGCCUGAGGUCCAGCUUCCAGAAAUUAGUGUCCUCAAAGCUGAGUGACGAGGCCCUGAGUGGCUACCGAAGGAAGCUGGAAACCCUGAAAAAGUGCUCCUUUUAUGUCAAGAUUACCUGCAAAGACCCGCCUCAGAGCGACCAGGGCUCCACCUUUUCUGUCCAGAAUCUGAUCGACCGUGGUAAGUUCCAGCAGCUGAAGAAAUUUGGCAACGGCCAGGCAAAGAUCCAGCUGUGCCUACUGGAGGAGCUCUUGGAGCAAGUCUCGAGAGAGAAGGACGAGGUCGUCGCCAUCAUAGACACCUACGAUGAGGCCACUUUCACUCGGGAGCAUGACGCCGUUCAGAAGAAGCUGGCCCAGGUUAACGCGGCCCUCCUGGACUUCAACUCGGCGCUCGAUCCUGGGCCUCUGCACUUCAAGCACCGGCUCAUCAUGGAGCCGGCCAGCACCCUGGCUCUGCAGAUCCAGCUGGACCUCGUCACCAGAAUGCCGGUGUUUUUCGACCGGUCCACCUCGGUGGCGCUGACAAAGACCGUCCGGCUCUACUGGCACGUGGCGGGACCAGAGCGGUGCGAGGUUGGGGUGAAGUAUGAGGUCCACUACAAGCUCUGCCCAGAUGAAGCGGCGGACACUCCAGCAUGCGAAGAUGAGCAUCAGCCAGAGGAGGAGCCGGGCAUGUCCACCGGGGAAGUUUCCGGAGGACCUAUCAUUUCAGAAGAGGCCCACCAGCUGGUAAUUAUCACUUGCUCAAAUAGCGUUAAGAUCAACGGCUUGCUUCCAGACAGGAGCUAUGAGUUUACUGUCAAAAGAGCCGAUUCCUUCUGCUGGGUAUAUGGCUCAUGGAGAGAUACCAUUGUCCUCAAGACUUUACCUCGUCCUGCGGGAUCUACCAAUCAUAAAAAAAAGAGUCUGGGAUCUGAUGGGAGGUUUGGACCAGGCAAAAUGUGUUAAGGGAUUUUCUCAGCGGCCUGUGAAUGUAUCAGUUGGUUGAGAUAUGCCCUGCCUGGGAGUGAGGAAAGCCCAGUGAGCUUUUGGGAACAAAAUACCAGCUGAUAUUUUCAAUUGUGAUACUUCAGUGUCCAAAAAGACAUGUGGACAGAAGCACAUCUUUCUUUACCUAAUGAGCAGUGUUGAAAUUACUAUGAAACCUUUCCUUUAUAUCUAGAACAGUAAUCAUUUUAAAUUCACGUAUCAGAGCCUGCCUUUAUGAUAACCUAAUAUUUGACAAUAAUAUUAAAAUAUUAAAAAUUAGCUCAUA
Molecule: messenger RNA, 1860 nt
Organism: Anguilla rostrata (American eel)
Lineage: Eukaryota; Metazoa; Chordata; Actinopteri; Anguilliformes; Anguillidae
Product: fibronectin type III domain-containing protein 11-like
Exons: 3
Coding region: 534-1553 (339 amino acids)
Source: RefSeq, a predicted model, not a curated record